AUGGACGGAGUGAGCGUAGUUGAGAGCUCUCAUCUGCAUGCCAUACACCAAGAAUGUGUACAGGAACAAACAACAUUAUAUGUAUACGGGGGAGCCAUGAAACUAGUAACAUUGUACUAUUUUGGAAAUGCUAGAACAAUUAAACCCAACUUUACAGCUCCGGAGGACGUCCUCAGGAUGAACUUGAAGCUCGCCAUUCUACUGGUCCUGUUUGACCAUGUGGCCGGUAUGACGUAUAUGGGCUGUUACCAAGAUGUAAAGGGUCGCAUCCUGCUGCCCAUGUUGUCCAACGACAACUCCAACAGCCCGGUACGCUGCAUAAAACGCUGCAAGGACGGUGGUUACAAGUACGCCGGAGUCGAGUUUAAUGUGGAGUGUUUCUGUGGAAACAGUUUUCGGGUGUCACCCCAGAAACUUGCCGAGAACCAGUGUACGUACACUUGUCCCGGGGACAGAAACUACAAGUGUGGGGAUAGCUGGAAGAUUAACGUGUACGGCACCAGUGCCUGCGACCCAAGUCCUUGCUCGAACGGGGGUGCUUGCACGGACACUUCAAGUGGUUACACGUGCGCGUGUCCUUCCGGUUGGACAGGAACCACCUGUCAAGACCGAAACGUAUGUGUUAAUGCCGACCCGUGCACCCAUGGGACCUGCUCGUACGUAUCCGGUGGUAGCUACACGUGCGCAUGUCAGACCGGCUGGACAGGAACAAAUUGUGACACAGACGUGAACGAAUGUACUACCAACGAUCCUUGUGCUAACGGAGCAGCCUGCACCAACUCCGUUGGAGGUUACUCGUGCGCAUGUACAACCGGAUGGGAGGGCACGGACUGUGACGUUGAUAUCAACGAGUGCGACGUCAACAACCAAUGUACAAACGGUUCCGCCUGUGUGAACCUGGAUGGAGAUUAUAGUUGUACCUGCAGCGGCUUCUGGGAGGGCAAACAUUGUGACGAAGAUGUGAAUGAAUGUACGGCGGACAAUCCUUGUGCCCAUGGCGCUGCUUGUACCAACGCUAUUGGAAACUACGAGUGCGCAUGUACAACCGGAUGGGAGGGGAAAGAUUGUGACGUCGACAUUAACGAGUGCACAACAGACGAUCCUUGUGAAAAUAGCGCCGCCUGCUCCAACUCAGCUGGGGACUACAGCUGUGCCUGUAACGCCUUCUGGCAGGGAAAGAACUGCGACACGGAUGUAAACGAGUGUACAUCUGACAAUCCCUGUGACAAUGGCGCUGCCUGCAAUAACUCAGUCGGAGACUACGAGUGCGCAUGUACAACCGGAUGGGAGGGCAAAGACUGUGACGUCGACAUUAACGAGUGCACAACAGACGAUCCUUGUGAAAACAACGCCGCCUGCUCCAACUCAGCUGGGGACUACAGCUGUGCUUGUAGCGCCUUCUGGCAGGGAAAGAACUGUGACACGGAUGUAAACGAGUGUACAUCUGACAAUCCCUGUGACAAUGGCGCUGCCUGCAAUAACUCAGUCGGUGACUACGAGUGCGCAUGUACAACCGGAUGGGAGGGCAAAGACUGUGAUGUCGACAUAAACGAGUGCACGAGGGACGAUCCUUGUGAGAACGGCGCCGCCUGCUCCAACUCAGCUGGGGACUAUAGCUGUGCCUGUAGCGCCUUCUGGCAGGGAAAGAACUGUGACACGGAUGUAAACGAGUGUACAUCUGACAAUCCCUGUGACAAUGGCGCUGCCUGCAAUAACUCAGUCGGAGACUACGAGUGCGCAUGUACAACCGGAUGGGAGGGAAAAGACUGUGACGUCGAUGUGAAUGAAUGCACCACCGCCGACCCUUGCAAGAAUGGUGCCACGUGCACAAACACGGCUGGUGACUAUGAGUGCGCAUGCGCAGUAGGUUGGCAGGGAAAGGACUGUGACGGAGACGUGGAUGAGUGUGUGCGCGCGGACCCGUGCCAGAAUGACGCCACGUGCACCAAUUUGCUUGGGGAUUACAACUGCACGUGCAGUAUUUUGUGGGAGGGAAAGAAUUGCGAGUCAGACGUGAACGAAUGCGACCAGAGCCCGUGCCAGAUGGGCGACUGUGAAAACCUGAUCAACGGCUACCGGUGCAUAUGUAUCUCCACCUACACAGGCAGACUCUGUGACUACGAGAUCGGCCAGCCAAUGGACGGGCAGUGGAGCGCCUGGCAGGGGUGGCAGGGAUGCUCGGCAACCUGCGGCACGGGUGUCCAGAAACGCUACCGCGCAUGCGACGACCCGACCCCGGACUACGGCGGCAAGCCAUGCGAGGGCGAUAGCUUCGAGUCUCAGUCCUGCUCCUCGGGAUCGGCGUGCCCGGUGGUGGUUGACGGCAAUUGGAGCGCGUGGAGCCAGCUUUCAACGUGCAGUGCCACGUGUGGACUGGGAACUACUGUUCGAACGAGGACCUGCUCAGACCCAGCCCCCAGUAACGGCGGCUCACUGUGUACCGGAGAGGCGGCCGUUGUUGAGACGUGCGAACUCCAGGCAUGUGAAUCCGCCAGCGGCAAUUACGCCUCCGCCUAUGCGAACGCCUGUCCCACAGGCUUCUUCACGUGCUACUCGGGCCGCAUCACGUGCAUCCAAGAGGAUUUUGCCUGCGACUGUGAAGAGGACUGUUUUGACGGAAGUGACGAGGUCAGUGACUGGGCCGGUUGUGCAGUGACGUGCAGGAACAAAGCCUCCGGAGUUCAGUCCAUUUCGAUUGUUCUGAUGCUGCUGAUGACGGCUGCGCUGACGAUGCUUUAA
This is a messenger RNA of Mya arenaria, 2739 nucleotides long. RefSeq names its product neurogenic locus notch homolog protein 1-like. The transcript is spliced from 23 exons. Lineage: Eukaryota; Metazoa; Mollusca; Bivalvia; Myida; Myidae. Bases 1 to 2739 code for a protein of 912 amino acids. Gene Ontology annotation, cellular component: protein-containing complex; plasma membrane. Gene Ontology annotation, biological process: establishment or maintenance of epithelial cell apical/basal polarity; heterophilic cell-cell adhesion. Gene Ontology annotation, molecular function: protein binding; zinc ion binding; calcium ion binding. The record is from RefSeq and is a predicted model, not a curated record.